AUGAAAGUUUCAUUGUAAGAUUUUGGUUUUCAUCAACCAAAUGCUCCAGAAAUCAAUACACCACGGUCUCUUGAGGCUUGUAGAAGAGAAGGAAUAUAACCAAGCGAAAUAGUUAAGAUUCCGUUUGAGGAAUUUCAAAAGAGAUACAAAAUGAAAAAUCUAGAUCACAAGGGAAUAGAACAAUUUUACAAGCAUUAUGAGGAGAGAAGAGAAAAGAAAUUCGAAGAACUCAUUAAAUAGAGACAUAUUGUUCUUGAAGAUGAAAAAACUGGGACAUGGAGUUCUGAAGGAUUAUCUAAAAGUAAAGUGAUAUCAAAAUAUGGUUAAUAAGAAACAUCCUCUUUGGUUGAGAAGGAAAAGCAAUAAUUGGAGAAAAUGAAAAAGAAGCAGCAAAAAGAAAUAGAAGGUAUGCUUGAAUAUGAAUUGAAAAUGCAAGAAAUAAGAUUAGAAAAUGAAAAGAAGUAGGCUGAAGAAAUAGCCAAAUAAUAGCAAAGAGAUCUUGAAUUGCAACGGAAAAGAGCUGAACAAGAGGAAUAAAGAAAAUAAAAGGAAUUGGAGAAAUAAUAAAAGAGAGAGUAGGAAGAAGAGUUACAAAGGUAAAAAUUAAAGGAAAUGGAAUUGAAAGAAAAGGAACGACUUAAAUUAGAAGAGCUGAAAUAAAAAGAAAGAGAAGAGGAAGCAAAGAAAAAAGAUGAAGAACGAAAAGCUAUUUAAGAAAAAUUAAGGAAAUAAAAUGAGGAAAAUUAACGAAUUUAAUCAGAAUUAUUAGAAAAGAGAAAAUAGGAAAUGGAACUCAAAGCAGAAUAAAGAAGAAAAGCAUUAGAAGAAUAAAAAUUAAAAAAGAAACAAGAAGCAGAAUUAGCAAGAUUAUAAAAUGAAGAAAGAAUUUAAUAAGCAAAAUAAAGGAAUGAAGCUGAACUUUAAAAAUUAAAAGAAGAUUUUGAAAGAAAGAUAAAAUUAAGCGAAGUGAAAUAAAAAUAAUAUGAAGAAGAAAAAAGAAGGAAAUUUGAACAGUAAAGAAAGGAGGCUGAAAAGCAUUCUGAAUUAUUUUAAAAGGUUAUUGAGUAAAAUAAUCAAUUGGAAUAAGAAAAGAAGAAUUUAUAUUUGAAGAAAAUAUAAGAAGUAGAAGAAAGAAGAAAAUAUAUUGAAGAAGAAUUAGAAAAAGAAAAAGAAUUAAAAAAAUAACUUGAAAAAGAAAAAGAGUAAUAAAGAAAAUAAGUGUUAUUAUUAAAUGAAGAAAACAAUAAAUAGAAAAUAGAAGAAUUGGUUAAGAAGAUAAAUGAAAAAGAAGAAAUAUUGUAAAAAAUACAAGAAGAAAGGAAUGAGUAACUUUAAGACAGAAAAACUAUGGAUAUGUUGAAGCGUUUUGAUAAAAGGGAGAAUGUAGAAAGAAUUAUGAGAAAAUAAGAGUAUGAUAAAUAAAAAUUAUAAGAAAAAAUUGUAGAAAAAAUGCAAAGAGCAGAUAAGUUAUCAGAGGAUCUUGAUCAACUACUAUCUUAAAGACAUAAUCUUAGAAGAGAAAUUGAAAAAUAGAAAAGAGAAAUCAUGAUCAAAUUUGAAAAGGUUAGAGAAGGCAAACUACCACCUUCUGAAAUUUAGAAACAAUUAGGUAUGACUGAGCCAGAUGCCAAAUUUUCUAAUUAAACUAAUCCUUAUCGUACUUUCUCAUCCACUAGACCUAAAACAAAUUAAGCAAAAGAAAGGCCUGAUAAGGUACAAUCUGUUAGACCAAAUAAGAUUUAAUCUGCUAAGCCUGAAUAAAGUAAAGUUUAAGAGAAAUUAGAUAUUAAACAAACUUUACCUAUUUUUGAGUAGUAAGCUCAUAAGACUACUCCUAAAUUCCAUAAAAAAAUUGAUGCUAAGAAGAAAUCGGAACCUGUUAGAGCAGAACCUCCUAGUCCUUAAAUUCUUAUUUAAUUAAAUAAAAUGGUUUAAAAGCAUAAUUAAGAUAUGAUGAGAUUAUUAAUGGAAGAACAUGCAAAUGAAAAUUUAAGAGAUGAAAAACUAAAUUAAGCCAAAGGAGAAGAAAAAGCUAAACUUGAAAAAGAUUAUGCUUUAGAAAGAGUAAAAGCAUAACUUAAAAUCGAAAAACUGAAAUCAAAUUAGGAAGAAGAAUAAAAAAAAUAUAAAUAUACUCAUAACAUUUUUGAAAAUGAUAUUAUUAAGUGA
Paramecium tetraurelia is the source of this 2169-nucleotide messenger RNA. RefSeq lists its product as uncharacterized. The transcript is spliced from 4 exons. NCBI's taxonomy places the organism in Eukaryota, Ciliophora, Oligohymenophorea, Peniculida, Parameciidae. The record is from RefSeq and is a predicted model, not a curated record.